Messenger RNA from Mercenaria mercenaria, 4120 nucleotides. RefSeq lists its product as uncharacterized. The transcript has 4 exons. Bases 1216 to 3696 code for a protein of 826 amino acids. Lineage: Eukaryota; Metazoa; Mollusca; Bivalvia; Venerida; Veneridae. The record is from RefSeq and is a predicted model, not a curated record.
UAUACAUACAAAGUAAUGAAUAUAACAUGUAUGGCAAGACAGCAAAUAUGUAAAUACAAGUUUAAAUAGAUAUCAGUUAUAACACAGCUUUGGGAAAGACAAGUUGGAUAACCUAAACAUGUGUAUUAGCUAUUUGAUGUGUUGCGUAAUAAAAACUGUAAACCUUUUCCAAUAAUGUUAGACAGAUUUUCACGGACGUUUGAAAUAGCAAAAUGUUAUGAUAUGACGAAUAUAAAAAGUUAAAUCUAGAGGAGCUAGUUUUUAACCUAUUUCAGCAACUAAGAGAAAAGCAUACGGAAUGUUAAAACCAUGAUACUAUUACAGCUGGCAAGUAUUAUCUGAAUUGCGACCAACUGCGGUUUUACAUGGAAUAUGACAAUUUUCGUUGUAGUACAGUGAGAAAGAAAACAAAAAAAGAAAAACAGCAACACAAAAAAACAAACGCAAUGCAGUAGACUGAUUACCCGUAAGAUGCAAAUCUUAAAUCUUGAAAUUUGCAACAGAUUACAAACAUGGGAAAUAAACCAGGACAGUGACGUUUUGUGGAUAAGAGAGAGAAAUGCGUAACAUAAAGAGAUAAAUGAUGUAAACAGAAUUCGGAAAUGAUGAGCACUAGAAACAAAUACAACAGGCGACACAUAAAGGAAGAAAUAAGUACCCAGAGGCCGAAGUUCGAACAGGAUGCUCAGAUGAACCAUAACAAUCAGCUACAGAAAAUAUAUACAAUGAAACGACCAACACUGGAAGUCGAUCGAGACGAGAAUCACCAAAACGUACCAGAUAAGCACCAAGUAUAUAAAAUAAACUACAGAAAGAAAUGAUACAGAAACACAAGCAUGGAUUUCAUUUGUUAUUUAAUCUUAUUGAUUUAUGCAGGCAAUUCAUAUUCGAAGAGGCGUUUAAAUGAUAACAUACUAAUGUACUGAAAUAAAAUGUUGAGAAUGUCUUUUUAUUCUAAACAGUUCUAUUUUUACAAAGAUACAAUUCUUCUUUCAUUUACGGUGUGCAAUGGAAACAAUUGCUAUAUGGUUAAUUUAAUGACUGAACUGUAUAGGUUUAGUAUUUAUGUAUAUCAGUAUAUGUGUAUAUGGUCAUGGUAAACUUAAUACAGGUUUUAACAGAUAUGAAUGAGCAUUUAUCAUGAUGUUGUGAGUACACACUUGCCUACAUGCGAGUGAGAUUAUAACACAGGCAUGAGAUUCUACAUCAUAUGAUAUGGCCAAUUUUAACGAGAGAUACAAAGCAGCUAUGGUUUUGGGUGCAGUUGGUGAUUCUUUAGGAUAUCGCAAUGGGCAAUGGUUGGAAUGUACCAGUGGAAGACAAAUAUACACAGAACUAACGGAGCUGAAUUUAGAUGAAAUAAAUGUCAAACCACCAGAGUGGACAACAAGUGCAUGUACAAUAAUGCACAUUUCUACGGCAUAUUCGCUUGCCAGAAAGGAGAACAAAAUACCAAAUAAAGAGUUAUUUAGAUAUAUAGCUAGAUGGUACAAGAUGCGUUUUGAGGACAUUGACGGAAGGCAUCCUGAUGAAACAUGCUUAAAUUCGUGUAAGAUUUUACAAACAGUCGAUGCUGUAGAUGGGUAUAUCGUUCCAUUUGAUUGUAAAGGCUUCAGCAAUGCAGCUGCUGUAAGAACUAUGUGUAUAGGCCUCAUGCACCACAAUCCUGAUGACUUUAACCAACUUUUAGCUAAAAGCAUAGAGUGUGGUCGGAUGACACAUCAUCAUCCUACAGGAUACCUUGGAGCACUAGCCACUGCAUUAUUCACGUCGUUUGCGAUACAACGUAAACCCAUUGAACAAUGGGGACGUGCCUUGCUCGACACACUUCCCAUUGCUUUAGAGUAUAUUCGGAAAACAGGGAUUGCUGUGAAAGAAAAUGCAGCUUCGUUUGGAGAUUUUACACAAGUAUGGGAAAAUCAUCUGAAAAAGCGAAAUAUUGCAAGUGGUACUUCCCAAGCAAACUUUUAUGACCGAUUUGAUUUUGAGAAAAAUGAUGAGUACUAUAGGUCAAUUUCAUUAGACGGAAUUCCAGGAAGCAGUGGUUUUGACGCACCGUUAAUUGCCUACGAUGCAAUUCUUUUCUGCAAUAGGAAUUGGUUGAAUUUGUGUGUCGGCGCAAUUUGCAACGGUGGAUACAGCAAUGUUACUGGGUGUAUCGCAGGGUGUUGGUAUGGUGCCUUGUACGGAUAUCAGGGUGUCAAUGAACGCAAUUACUCGAAAGUAGAGUUUAAGACAAAGUCACAAGCCGCAGGAGAUACUAUUCAAAGACUUUCCUAUCCUCAUUACGACACUUACAUUCAUAUCUUAGAAGGAGGGAAAAUGGUCGAAGAAACAACCAUAAUAUAUGAACGGGUACAGAAAAGAGCGAAUGACAACGCUUCCAUAGAAGUCAUUAUUUCCAAAGAUGAAGAAAUUGAUAUCACGGAAGCAAUACAGAAAAAGGUCAGCGCCCUCCGGUCAAACGUAACGUCAGAAGAAGGAGUAAAGAUAGGAAAUGCAAUCUUCGUUCACGUCAAACGUUUUAUAGAUGAAGUAGGAAAACUGUUUCCUGAAUUUCGAGCAUCUGAAAUAAUAAAGGUUGGCAGUUUCUAUGAAGGCACGAAAAUUAAAUGCGCAGAUGAGUUUGACUUCAUAAUUGUGUUAGCCGACUUCUCAAAGCCUGGUUCAAUUGUGAUAAAACGAGAAAGACCAUCGAUUGAAAGUAUAAGUAUUCAACAUGAAAUGUUUGGUGACUGUUCAAUAUUAACAGAGACGUCUACACACCAAACACCAGCGAGGAGAUUAAUUCGGAGAUUUGCUUCCGUUUUAUACCAAGUCGUAAUGAACAAAGGACAGAUGACUAAAAAACAAGCAGGGUUUAUUACAAUGGAUGAAGAUGAAAUGGUCGAACUACCUACGGUAGAUGGAUUGCAAAUGAAAGUUAGAAUGUACCGGACACAAUCUCCAAACAUAAUGUUACAAUUUGUAUAUCAAAACAUGCAGAUCUUUGUAGAUUUAACACUUGCAUUAGAAUAUUUUGAUAUCAAAGAAUGUCUGAACAUGGAAUCCAUCCCUGUGCAUGAGUUAAUAAGCAUAAUACAGGCAAAGAAGUCAGUUUUAUUUGUUGUAUAUGACGAAAUAUUCAGACCUACUUUAACCCACGUUGAGGUCGAAUAUAUAAGAAACAAUAUGCUUCAGAAGCACAAAACCAUAUACAUGUUUAUGAAGUAUAUCAAUGGAAUGUAUGCUGGAAAUAACUUCUUGGAACAAGCAGGAUAUCAGCCUUUCUCCUCUUACAUGUUAAAAACCAUCUGUUUACACCACGAGCAUACUUGUACGACAGCAGACCAUAAAAGCUACGACUCCUGUUUAAGUGCCAUUCUGUACAUAAUGAAAGAAAGUAUAGAAAAUGGAUACCUUGUCCCUGCCGAAUGUGUAAAUGAAAUAUGCGUUGGCUAUCUGCCUAGUGUUUUUGACAUAAAAAGAAAUUUGUAUGAUCAACCAGGAAAAACCGUUGAUAUUUUGGUGGAGCUAAGGAAAUGUGUGGUAUGUGAUUUGAAAAGUGUUUUUGAACAUGGGCGAAAAUGGCAAAAUCUUGAGGAAACCGAUAAAGAAAUUAAGCUACACAUUGAAAAGUCAGUUGAGUCUGUUUGUACAAAGACGUGGUCUGAUUCUAAAUAUUUGUUGCCAGUGUAUAGGAAACCCCCGGCGUAAGUGGCCGAUAUCGGUAUUUGUUACUGCAUACCCCGCACUGCUACUGACUGGUCUGAGAGAUGUUAACAUUUGGAACUGCAAAUUCUGGCCGUUUCUGGGUUCAAGAUUGAAAUGUCGUUGAUGGCAGAAAUACAUUUUCCAUUUAUAGAGAUAUAGUCAACUUCUGGUUUUAAUAGCGUUUAUUUAACUUCGUUUACAUUGCGUAAGAUUCAUUGACUUUAAAAACGUCGUCUUUCACAUACUCGUUGUUUGGUGUGUGCGUUUACCAUGCUCAUAUCCGAUGUUUGCAAUACUGGAUAUAAGAAUGGCCGUGUAAAUGUUUUGCUUAUUUGUGUUUUUAUGUGCAGUAACACUGAAAUCUUGCUUGUCAGAUAUGUAAAAAUUGUUUAACUACAAAUAGUAAAUAAAAAGUAUUAUUUUCUAA